AUGAUGCGAGCCGCGUCGUCACCGUUAGAACCUCUGAAUAAGAAUAUUUUAUUGGCGGGAGAAGUGAUUGCGGAGAAGUGGAAAAUUGGGGAGAAGAUCGGCGAGGGCACGUUCAGUCAAAUCUACUCGGCGUACUCGAUCGAGAGUCGGGAUAAAGUGGCAGUGAAAGUCGAAGCACCGAGUGCACUCAAGCCAGUGUUGGAGUGGGAGAGCUUGAUCCUCAAAAGCCUCCAGGACUGCCCCUAUGUGUGCCGAUACUUUUACCACGGCAAACACGGAGACAGCACAGUGUUGGUGAUGGAGCUGCUUGGGGAGAGCAUGUCGAUGCUGCGAAUGUCUCCUGACUCGAUUCAUGGUGUUCCACUGGCCAAGUCGGUGUCGGUGGGACUAGAGAUGCUGGAUUGUAUUGAAGCAUUCCAUCGACACGGAUACGUGCAUCGUGAUAUCAAGGCGUCAAACUUUGCGCUAAGUGCUGUUGAGCGGCAUUUGCUGAAACAGCAGCGAUACAAUAUUAUUGACUUUGGACUGUCAAGGCAGCAUAUUGGAGAAGACCGGCAGGUGCUGCCAGCGCGCCCGGUUGCUGAGUUCCGAGGCACUUCCAUGUAUGCCUCGUUAAGCUCGCAUCGCCGGCAAGAGCUGGGACCAAAGGACGAUUUAUGGUCGUGGUUUUAUCUCGUCAUGGACUUUCUGCGCGGCGAAUUGCCGUGGGCUACUGACGCGCAGCUGAAAAAUCGUCAGACUGUGCUAAGUCUGAAGGAACACUACACAGAGCUGAAUCCAGGCUUGUUAGUUGAAGGUCUUCCAGGUGCCAUGCACUUGCUGGAGAUGAUGGAUUAUCUGCAGUCGCUCAAGUACGAAGACCUUCCAGAUUACGCCAAAAUUCGCAAGCAACUCCAAGCGGUCCGGGACAGUUCCCUCGUUUUGGACAAUAGCGACAGCGGUGGCGAGGAAGUUUAUGCCCACAAAAAGGCCAAUCACGUGCUGACUCCUGCAUCUGAGAUUGAUUGGGACGCUAUCGAUUCUGAGCGAGAGCGAGCACUGACUUGGACUAGGAAAGCAGAUGAACUGACGAAUGGUGACGGAGCGUCGCACAUGCUGCUGGCAAUUGCAAAGCGAUACAAGACGUUCUUCGACAGCGAUGGCCUAUCGCUCGACGAACGAGUGCGGGUGCAAAGUGCAGUCUAUCAUAUUGAGAAGAAGUUGCGCACACGUUCGAGCUUUCUCGCUCCUCCACCCAUUCAAAGCUUUGUGAAGCGCCGUCAGUCAGAGCAAAAGAUGCGAUCCGAUGCGCUGCGAAAGCGCCGUGAAAAAGAUCUCGUGGUGCGUCAAGCUUUGGAGAUCAAGAAUGACGAACGGACUUCCUUAAUGCAGGGCUCCCGCGAGGAGUUGCCAGGAGUUGUCAAUGGAGAAGGGACUACCGAAUCACAGAGUGGGAUAAACCCUGGUUUGGUCCCGCCAGAGAGAUUCAUGGCAGAUUCAGGCAGUGAAGUUGUGAGGACCAGACAAAAGGACAACUGGCCGGAAGCCGCCGUAUCCGCUUCCAAUCGUCAGGGUGCACUACUCGAUGAACGACACCAUAUGGCGUCCAGACCGACACCUCAACAUCACCUACCAUACACGAUGCCUCUGACAUCCCCGGCAUCUCGGAGGGAUCAUAUCCCGAAUCACGGCGGAGCAGUCCCACCGCCGCUGCCUCCUCCUGGGAUGUCCUCUUCGUCAAAGCGGUUGGGUGCAUUUGAACACCGUUUCCCACCUCCAUUACCGGGACCUGCAAAUAACCACAAACCUCUUCCACCCGCAGGAUUCCCGCCCAAUGAUGCACCCAUGCAUCGUCCACCCCCAUCUCCGCGCAGCGCUAUUCCUGAGCAUCGGUACACUUCUGCGCCUGUGCGACACCAGAGCGCCUCUGUGAAGACAAGAAGUGACGGUUUAUACAGCUAUCAACGGUCUCUGAAGUCUCCGCGCGAACGCAACGGAUUGUCAUCUACGAAGCCAUACACGUCAGAAACGAGAGAAGACCGUGGAUACUCGGCUCAAGGAAUUCAGAAGUCCCCUCGAGAAUUUGUGCCCAGUCGACACCAUGACGCGUCGAAAGAGACCAGAGAAGAUCAUGGCUACAGCCGCUACCAAUGUUCGCAAAAUUCCCCACUAGCUUCCGAUCGUCGUUUUGACUCCAAAAGAGAGAUCAGAGAAGAUCGUGGGUACGGCAGUUACCAUCAUCCUUCACGAAGCACAGAGGUGCUCGUUCCUGAUGCAAGAUAUACAGGUUUGACAACGAUAUCAGAAGACCGUGGAUAUGGACCCCGGAAAGCUCAAGAACCGUCUUCGCGAGAACGCCACGAGCAGUACCGAUCAGGAGGGGUGAUGUACAAGCACCCGGAGAAAGAGCGCUAUUCCGAGGGCAAGCGGUCGCGGUCUUACUCACGAUCACCGCGCCAUGGAGAACGUCACUAUCGUUCGUACUCGCGUUCAUCAUCUCGUUCUCGCUCUCGAUCAUUGUCGUACUCCGGGUCAUCGUCGCGGUCGCGGUCUCGUUCUCGAUCAUCAUCACGACGUAGUCGCUCGCAUCGCCGCACUGAUCACUAUGCCGAUCGCCAUCCUGUAACCAGACGAGAAGGCUCGAAGCUAGGUCACCCGAGUAGACAACGCUCGCGAUCGCGUAGUAGUUCGAGAUCGUCGAGCUCGAUGUCUGCUUCGCCUCCGGCUAAGCACUACCGUCGACGGUCGCCAGAACCCAGCCAUUCAGAAUCUUCGCGGCGACGCUCGUCCCAUGUUACGUCAAGUCAUCGUUCUUACUCAAAUGACCAUCCGAAGGAGUACGUGAAUGACCAUCCAAAGGAGUACGCGAAGGGCUAUCCAAAGGAGUACGUGAAUGACCAUCCGAGGGAGUAUCCGGGCCCGAAGAGCUAUCCAAAGGAGUACGUGAACGACCAUCCGAAGGAGUAUCUCAAGGGCUAUCAGAACGAGUACGUGGGUAACGUGCAGGAACGAGUGAAGAGCUAUCCGAAGGAACACGGGAUCGAGUACUUGGAGACGUAUCCUUCAAAGAGCUACCCGACCGAGCACGAGAACGACUACCGUCGCCAUUCGCCCUUGCCUGAGGGGCGAAACUCGUACCGCCAGCGGCCACAAUAUCGGCAUUCGCCUUCGCAGACUCGGCAUUCGUUAUCGUCUCGAGAGCACAGCAGAGGUGAUGGGUCUUGGGCAGUCGAGCCUCGUGCUAAGCCGAUUGCAGCCCCUGAGAAGCAUCGUCGAUCCACGCGAUGGCAACCAAGGCCGUAG
Peronospora matthiolae is the source of this 3282-nucleotide messenger RNA. Lineage: Eukaryota; Oomycota; Peronosporomycetes; Peronosporales; Peronosporaceae. The record is from the annotation of a GenBank genome assembly.